Messenger RNA from Drosophila gunungcola (fruit fly), 2566 nucleotides. RefSeq names its product calmodulin-lysine N-methyltransferase. Gene Ontology annotation, cellular component: cytoplasm. Gene Ontology annotation, molecular function: calmodulin-lysine N-methyltransferase activity. Lineage: Eukaryota; Metazoa; Arthropoda; Insecta; Diptera; Drosophilidae. The record is from RefSeq and is a predicted model, not a curated record.
GGAAUAAACGAAGAGCGUGCGCCCAUUGUUGUGACACCUGCCGGCACAUCCUCCUCAUAAAACCAAGCCCCGCAUCGCUGCUCCAUGAGCUGGUGGCCAUUAGUUCAAUCAUCGGCAUUGGAGGCGGUGCCCUGGUGGUCCUUUAUGCUGCCAUAAUAGUUCCCUUCUUUGUUGACACACAGGGCGUAAAAUGGAAACUUGAGAAGUGAAAGCGAAGGCGAAAGUGAAACAAACUGGGCCUGAAGUAAGAUGUCAGUAGCGUUAGUACAAAAGGCGACGGAAACUCAACUCGACCAGUCAGCGGAAGUGGGCGUGGCACAGCUGGCAACCAUAUCGCUGCUUUUGCAAUACGACAUAGACAAUACGCUGAAUGCGCUCAAGGAGCAAAAAAAGAUGACGCUGGAUGCUCGAUUGGGCGGCGAUUUGCCAUCCGUGAUCACCAACAACAACAAGCAGGACAUAAUCGACAAGGACAUUAAUCGCAACAUGCCGGAGCACACGGAACUGGAGGAUCUGGGUCUCAAAAGUACGGAGUCCUGUAUGCCGCCCACACCGCCGGCCACGCCCAACCUGCAGAACACCGCCCAGAAGCGCUGGAAGAUCCUGGCCAAGGUGCUGCGCAAGGACUCCGAGGAGACAGUGUCCUCCUCCAGCGAUGAGUUCACCGAGGAGCAAACUGCCUCUGUGCGCCGCUUCAAGAGCUUCGAUCUACUCCGGCAGGACAGCUUCGAGGAUCACGUGAGUCUUAAGUGCUUGGGAAAGACGGAGAACUGGUAUAAGUACCGCAUGCAGCUGGAGAACGAUUCCGAAUACUCGGUGAACAUACAUCAUAUGGAGCGUCAGCUGACCGCCAGCGAUUUGAUGGGCUUCAACAACACGGGCAACAUAUGCGUUUGGCCAUCGGAGGAGGCCUUGACCGCUCUAGUUCUCUCCGAGGUGGCCUCCUACCGGGGCAAAUGGAUCCUGGAACUGGGCGGCGGGUUCACCUCCUUGGCCGGGCUUAUGCUGGCCAAAUAUGCCACUCCCUAUGCCGUCCAUCUGACCGAUGGCAAUGAGAUAUCGGUGGAGAAUGUGCGAAAAACCGUUUGCCUCAACGAGCUGAGCUGCUACACCAAGUGCUCGGUUUUAAAAUGGCAGGAGAAGUGCGCCCGGUCGCAGGCGGAACAGGCCAAGUUCGACUUUAUCCUCUGCGCCGAUUUGUUCUUCGAUGAGGCCCGAUCCGCCCUGGUGGAUACCAUAUGGUACUAUUUGGCCCCCGAGGGAUCGGCCUUAAUUAUGGCCCCCCGUCGUGGACGCACCUUAAGUGUUUUCCAGGACGAAUGCGUGGCCAGGGGCUUCCGGGUGGAGUUGGCCACUCGGUAUAACGAGACCAUCUGGCAGCGGCAUCUCCAAUUGAAGGCCGAUUCCGCCUUGUACGACGAGGAUCUCCAUUAUCCUCUGCUCCUGCGAUUGUGCAAGUCACACAGCUAGGAGAAAGUCGAAGGGGGAGGGAGGACAUGGAAAGCCAUGGGAGUUGGCUGCAGUAGUAGGUGCAAUUAAAUUUAGUCAAUGUUUUAGUUGAUAGCAAGCAAAUUCCAGUUUACACCUUAAACAACAAUGAGGCCAACCUGCACAGGUCUCGACGAACAAAAAGAAAAUUCCUCCCACACUGAAGCAAAAAUGUAGCAAGUCAAACUCAUUAGGCUGGUGCUAAAAAUGAACGUGAAAUGUAUGGCAAAACAAUGUUUGAUUGAAAAUAUAUGCGAUUUAUAAGAGGAAAAAUUACUUGUACAGAGACAGCGAGGAUUUGAUUUAUCUUAAUGAUUUAUUUUGCGUUUCUUUCGGUUUAAGCGUAUUGCUUAAAUGCAUUGUUUUUAAUAGAUAAUGAAUAUGCCAAUACAGAAAAAGAUACAUAAAAUAUAAAGGGCAACAAGGUCCGUUGUUUAAUAUCCUUUUAAGACCUUAAUCUAUGGAAGAUCAAGUGAAAAAUUCAUACAAAUUUUUACCAAAAAAUACGGGCUGAAAACUUUUAAAAAUUUUACAAUUAAGCCCAUUUGGGACUUUUACAGCCAUAUCUAUAAUACUCAAGGUACAUUUUGAAAUAAAAUUGUUGGAACAUACUCACAGCUUUAAAGCACCAGUCUAGUGAUCACCUUUAGCACGUAAUUCACUGUUAAGUUGUGUAACAAACAAUUCCUUUGAUAUGUAAAUUUGAUUUGCGUUGAUUCCACAAGUUUUGUAACUAUUAUUUUUACAAAUACUCCUCGUUAUGUAUAUGUAGUUACCUUUACCUUUACCUUUCACCCACAAUCAACACCCUCAACCACCCACCCACACACACACACAAGUAUUAUUUAAAUAUAAUGUAAACGCUGAAUAGCAUACUUUUGGGCUGCUUUCGUUGAAGCGCAGAGAACACCCGCAACUGGCGAUAAUAUGGAUGGAUUCCCGGAAACCAUACACAAAGCAGCAGCGCUCGACCAAUUAAUUAAUAGUUAACUAAACUUAGUAUACUGUAAUUACCUAGAGCAUGUGUUAAUGGUUAUAUGAUGAUGAUGAGAUAAAUACAGUAUCGAAAUGCCACAUA